UAUAAUUCAGAAAGCCAGUGAAGGAAUAAUUAUACUUUUCCCAGCGCUUCUGAAGUCAGACUAUGGCUACAACAAGCAGAGUUCUUCUACUUCUUGUGGUUGGAGCUAGUGUAACUUGUCCUGAGUUUAUCACAGUCCGCUGGUAGCUUGAGAAAUUUUUCCUAUAAAGAGAGGAAAUUGGCGAACCUAAUAAUUCAGAAAGCCAGUGAAGGAAUAACCAUCUAGAGUCAGGCUAUGGCUACAAGAAGUAGAGUUCUUCAAUUCCUUGUGGUUGGAGCUAGUGUAAUUUUUGGGCUCGGGAAGGUUAGUGCCGUCAACAGUAGCGUUGCGGAGUUAGUGCGUGAGCGGUGGCAAGAGAAGCUUCCAGACAUUGGAAUACCCGCAGCGCUAGUGAAUCGUCUGUCCCCUCUUUCUCUAAGACAGCUCAAGGAUUUCACCACGGCGCUCAAGAACAGAGACAGAGACGAUACUUCCUUCGAUGCAAGCCACUUCUGCCGUUCUGCCGACUUGUUAUGCCGUGAACCCGUACUGUAUAUAAAUGGUUGUUUAAGAUAUGGACGCUCCCAACGUAUGCUUGAGGAGAUCGAGGAGCACGCGUUCUUUGACAAGGAAGAGCUGCGGGAGUCGGGAGAAAUGAUAUUGCCGGAAAUGGGCUCUCACAGAACACUUACGCCAUUUUUGCCCAGCGAGUUAGCUGAGAUGAUGCCGCCAUUCUCUACUGCAAAUGUUUCUCAGAUUUUGAAGUUGUUGAACAUCCCGAGCGACUCAAAUAUGUCCCGUAGCAUGGUAAGCACGUUGAAGAAGUGCGAGGAUAGGGCAGACGAAGGAGAAGUGCAGAGAUGCAGCACAUCCGUUGAGGGCAUGGUGGAAUUCGUGGUGUCUCUUUUGGGAUCUGACGUCGACCUUCUUAAUGACCCAUCUGUUAUAGGAUUUGGUCAGCGGGCUACGGUUACUAAGGCGGCUAAGAGGGAGAAUAUCGUGGGGGGUAAAUCGCCUGUAACUUGUCAUAACUUCGUGUUUCCUUACGGAGUGAGUUAUUGUCAUUCUAUCAAUGGAAGUGAGGUAUUCGAUCUUCAGUUGGAGGUCAUGCAGGAUGAUAAACAAGUAGUAAGGAACGCUACGGCACUGUGUCAUUAUUUCUCGGACGGAGUGGGAGGAACUCAGGCUUCUUGUCAUUUCGUUUACGGGGAGAUGUUACUGUGGAUGCCUAAGCCCAGUUAUUAGAUUAUCAUGUAUUAUGUGGAUGAUGGUAGUUUCUUAUUUUGCAAUAUUGCUCUAAUAAUUGAAGGUGAUUUACACUUGAAAGAUGACGUAAAUUGAAUGAAAGGUAAUGGAUAUUAGAGUCUUUUAGUAUAAGAGCUGGAUUUUAUGUUGAUUUACACUUGAAAGAUGAUGUAAAUUGAAUGCAAGGUAAUAGAUAUUAGAGUCUUUUAGUAUAAGAGCUGGAUUUUAUGUUUUGUUAAUGUAAGAGUUGAUGUGAAUGAUAUGGAAAGUUGAAAAAAAUAAAAAGGGAUGAUUCUUUAUGAUAA
This is a messenger RNA of Cryptomeria japonica (Japanese cedar), 1529 nucleotides long. RefSeq names its product BURP domain-containing protein 16. NCBI's taxonomy places the organism in Eukaryota, Viridiplantae, Streptophyta, Pinopsida, Cupressales, Cupressaceae. The transcript has 3 exons. The record is from RefSeq and is a predicted model, not a curated record. The coding region runs from base 235 to 1224 and encodes 329 amino acids.